AUGUCCUGUGUGCGAACGAUUAGCCGUCAAGCGGCGAAGAACUUAGUCUCGGGAUGGUUAAGCAAUGAAGCCGUUUUUAAUUUUUCCGGACUUUUUAUCGAUGCGCCGCAGUCAACACUUGUAAUUCAAGCAAAGGCUCCAGGUAGGCAGCUUUUUAGGUUCUCAUACAUAUGAAUGUAUGCAUGCAUGUACAUGUACAUAUAUUUAAUGUUAUUCAUUCCGUGGGAUGUAGCAUAAACUAUUUCUGAUUGCACAUAACCAUUCUUGUCCCGUUGAUUAUUGUCCUUAGGUUACAUUUGGUUCGCGUUUUCGGAACACCGUAUUCCGCCGCAGUAGUUGGUUAACAGCGUGUUAAUGCAUAAGUGCAGCUUAUCUUAUAUGGGUGCAAGUCUCUGUUUGCUUCUCUUUCACCUAUACUUGCUUUAUUCAGAAAUAAACAGCCUUCUGGUCCCUCGUGCACUCAGACAUGAUCGCUUUUGAUAACAAAACGUGCCGCCCGUGGUCUUCUGGACCCAUUCGGACUGGCCAGAGUUUUGAUAUUAUAACUUCGUCGUCGUUCCCAAGUGCCGGAGGGCCUUGGUGAUGCACAUAAGAUCCAAGAUCUUUCCGUGCUGGAUGUCUUCCAUGCAUUGCUUAGCGUGCCGUUGCGCUUGUCACUCGGGAGCCUGAAUUACUUCAAGCUUCUAACACCGUCAUGUACAGGCUGUGACUGCCAUCCCACAAGCUCCACUUCGCCUGGCCACUUAGACUAACCUAAUAGCCCCUUACCUGUGGGAUCUGGCGUCCUUAGUCCACUUCACUUGCUCCGCACUCCGUUCUCGCUAUCCCGCCUUAUUUGACAUAGGAGCUGACGCGUAACCAGUGUGCAGAGUCAGUUCGUUAACAAUACAUUGCUAAUUGUCGAUGUAAUUUUUAAAUCAGUAGCUGUCUUUACCACCUAGGGACCUUUCCGCCGGAUAUAAGUACAUGAGAUUUCUUCUCGUCUUCUAAAUGCAUUACACACCCUAGUAUACACCCUUCCACACGUGCCGCCGUCAUCCAUACGCCUUAACUGUGACGAUAACAGGACCGAAAACUUUCACCUUGCAAAAACUUAAACAACACGAUUGUUUCAAUUACCCAUCGCAACACAGCCUAACUUUUUUUCUUUUAGGAAUCGUUGCUGGAUUCCCAUUUAUUGAAGCGUUAGCGCAAGAAAUGGGCUGUCAAGUUCAGUGGCAUGUGCAAGAAGGAGCAGCUUUAACAACGAGUUUCACUAAAGUUGCGUCUAUCUCGGGCCCCACCGAGGAGAUUAUUCACGGGGAGCAGCUGAUAAAGUCGAUAUUGUCUCGAGCAUCCGGGAUUGCCACAUUUGCGGCCAAGUAAUUUCGUUAAUUAUUCUAAUGUAUGGCAGACUUAAAAAAUUGCUAAAGGAUUUCUCGUGGAAAGGUGAACUUGUCUCGCCUCCAAACCCAACACCCGGAUUUGCAUUGGUAGAAGAAUAUGCCAUGCUUGUCGCUGGCGUCCCUACCCCAAGAUGUAGCUCUUCCGUGCUUCUACAGUGCUCGCAUCUAAACACACCAGGAGACCUUAAAGAAGCCAUAAAUAAUUUAAAAAGUAAGGCAGGCAAGGGCACCCAGGUAAAAGUGGAAUGCGCGUCACUCAGUGAAGCGAAAAGUGCUGUGGAGGCCGGCGCCAAUGUAAUACGCUUCGACGGGCUGAAUGCCAAGGUUAGUCAUUGCUAUCUUGCUUAUAUUUCCUAGGACUUGAGUAACUUCUCCGCACAAAUCAAGUCAAUGGCACCCACUGUGCUUAUCGAAGCGUUAGCAAAUUUCGACGAAACUACUCUUCGUCCAUUCGCCUUGCAAAACGUGGAUUCGCUGACGACCCGCAAACUCUGCAACGGAUACCCGCUUUUGGACUUCAAACUCACAUAUGCGGCCUUUGAUGGACUAGACUCCACCGUCGUCACAUCUAGCCUUAAACGCGCUGCACCCGGUACGUGCCAUUUUCAAGGUUGCAUUAACACUGCUCCAUAAACACGGUUCUACGACACAGAUCGUGAGAACAGCGUCUGGGCUGUCGCGCGAUAUUCUCGAAACUCGCGGUUCCUUAUGUCCAGGGUGGUUAAUAUGCGUUUGUUCGCCUCUAGACCAGAUCUAGGUGGUUUUUAGUAUGUUUGAGUAGUCGACCCAGGUCUCUGGCUUCUGAAUCAGUCGCUGUGCUUGUGAGGACGAGAGCAGACAUCCUUAUGUUUUCCGCUGGGCUCAUCGGAACCCGAACAUGAGCAGUCUCAAGUUCAUUUGGCAUUCAGCUAAAUCACGGUAAUCCAGCCAGUUUUCUAUUACAUGCGCGAGUAUUCCUGGCCCCCGGGCUUCGAAAAUGUAGCCGUUUAUCAUGGUUUCCAGCCAUCACCGAUGGCUACUUUAUAAUUUGGAGAGGAUGAUAUAAGUAGUAGUGCCUCACCUUGCUGUGGAGUGAAACCCUCCUGCUAUAUCAUUGCGAAAUUUACGACCAAAACCUGUAUCAGCCAUUGCGUUCAAAGCAUAUGACUCCCUAUAGGAGCACUGGGAAUCCACGUCUACAUUCUCUUUUCCCUGUAGUCAUUUCCGAAACAUCACUUCCAUUGAACACCAGUCGGGUCUGCUAAAGUCAGGCGUUUUACACCGGGUUGCCACAAACCGCCAUGAUGCCGGUUGGACCUGUACUAGUUGUCACUGUUACUUGCGGAAUUAGUAUUGCUACUUUCUGCGACUUCGAUCAUGUCUGAUCUAGCCGGUAUCCACUUCAAUGGUGUAAUUGCGUAAUACUCUGCACGGGCGUAUAUCAAACAACCGCACGGAUUGGCUGUAUGGAGUUGCCUGUCCUUGCGGUUUGGGUCUUGUGAACAUAACCUCAAGCCAUUGGCGGCGAGUAAACCUAUUUGCUGGUGGUUUAGUCGCUAGAUCAUUGCCGUCAUCAUGCUUUGUGAUACUUUAUGGGCCAGUCGAUGAGCCAGAUUUCAAUUUUCUGAGUCCUGACAGCGCAUUCGCGGUUAGUUCACAAUUGUUCAUUCGCCAGACAUAAGUUCGUUUUUCACCCAACAUUCGUGAAAGCUUUUCCUCCAUCCGUCACCUAUGGGCGUGCCGAGUAACCAGCCGCCAGGCUAACAGUCAAACCCGUCUUCCUGGAGGUAGUCGGUAGUGCACAUGGCAUGUGAUUUGCCCGGCGUAUAGUUAAGGGACAAGGGCAAUGAACAGCCAUCUAUCCGGCAAGUGCCAAACUGUCUGUGGAAACAGCCCGCUCUCCGAUAUAUCCUACUUAUGGGCCGUACAGCUUUUCGAGGGCGACAAGAGAUGAGGAACCCCAGUAUGCAAAGCCAAACUCCAUUAACCGGCUCGAGUUUUACAGUCUAGAACUACAGUCAUGGUCACGAAUCCCAUGAAUCGGCACGGUGGUCAAUAGUGCGGUCUGGUAAACGAGCUGAACCCGGUCUUUGCUUCUAUAGCACCUUUAUCAACGCUUUUUCCUGUGUUUCUCUGUAUUUUCCUUCAUUCACUGACGACAAAACCUGUUAUUCAUCUUACCAGAGACAGCCCACCCGAAUUCGAGAUACAUAACGUGAUCCGACUGGCACGGCCGCGUAUCCUGCGGCUCUAUCGCCUCAUGCUUCACGGGGAUCGUACACAACCAGAAGUCCAGUCGUUAUGUCCUAUGAUGAUGACAUCUUAUUCAAAAUUUUGUCACCAUCAUUUAACCUACACAUUUAGGCUAAAGGCGCAUUAAAACUAGUGACUUUGAAGAUUGCUGACCGUCGGAGCGGACUACGAUCGCUUCGUAAUGUCGAUCAUAACGGUUCUUAAAAAUACGAAUAUCUGACAAGCCUCAUUCAGUUGGUUUGGGUCCUACGCACAUGUGAUGCACUCGAGACAAUUAAUUUCUAUGCCCCAACAUAUCAAAUUGUCUUGCCGCAGGAACACAGGCGGAGUUGAUGAGAAAGCUAAGUGCUGCACAAUUCGUCGCCGUAGUCCGAUUCACGAGCAAGUCAGUUUGUAAUGGUUCUUGUUGAUCAAGCUAGGCGAACUGUCCCCAAAACAAGCGAGAUCCGGUAUCCGUUUGAAUUCAUUUUAGGGCUAAGCGAUUUUCAAGUCAGACAGCCGUUGACGUUAGUCUUCGGUCGUGUGCCUAUCUUUUGUAAGUCAUCCGACGUUCGUACUGUUAGUCGUGGAAGAAUAAUGGGUCGAAUACAAGCGAAUAUUCGACUUAUGCCUGUGUCCUAGGGGUGUAGACAGUUACAGCCAUGGUCUAUCUCCUUGCUUCCUAAAUAUCAUGCUACGCCCUCGAUACGGGUUAAUUUAGUCCACGCAUUAUACUAUUAACGCCUUCUUGUCCACAGAACAGGUAAUGAUUUUUGUUGCAUCCUUUUAAAGGUUGUAGACUGGUACACACCAAUUUAAGCAAAGAUACACUUCGCAGAAAAUCAAUGGGAGGAAGAAAACAGAAAUUGCCUUUCGGUUAUCCUGCCUUCGAGCGCACGCAAACAAGAAAUGUUAGCGCGCACCUUGGUACUUAAGGAUCCCGCCGACCAUAUUUAUUCAUUACUGGUCCUCGGGGUCGUCCACUCAGGCCCCGCAGUAGUUGGCGUGAUUAUCGUGUCGGCGACGACCAUUCCCCCAUAGGGUCGGUGUCGGGCGUCCCAAUGGAACGAGUUGCCAACGGAAAUAACCCCUUUUUAUCGCUUAGCUGAAAAUCCCUCGAGAAAUGCCUCCCAACGUCAUGUUUUGGGGGAAGAACAUUCAUCCAUUGACGCGAAGGGUUAUAUUGGCAAAUUACUUAAAUGCGGACAGAUUCCGCUUCAAGCAUCCUAUUGAUUUCUGUUUAAAAAUUUCCCUUUCGCGGAUGCUUCAGCUGAUUCUUACUGGUCAUUCGACGCGAACGCUCAUUCUGCACUGGGUUUAUGAUUUGGCAGCUUGCCUUUUCAGAGUUCUUUAGGAUAGUAAGUGUUAGUUUUAGGUCGGGCUUCGGUCUUAGCACUACAAAGUAAGUGAAUUCUACAUGCAAAAGUCGACAGGGAAUAUGGGAGCUGUCGCUCACGGUCACAAAGUGACUAUCCUACCACUAGAUCAGAAUGCUACCAUUGAGUGCUGUCGAAGGACCUGUCCGACUGCUAUAAUUGUCCUUGAAAGACGACGUACAUUAAAAUCAAGAAUCAGACGGACAGAGGAUGCUGCUUACAAACCAAAAGAAUAGCGAACGGUAAGCAGAUACGAGGGAAUAUGUACACCGAUAAAUUUCUGGAUUAAAGACCGGGUAAUAAGAACCUAAGCACCCAUUGUGCGUUAAUUCUCGAAUUCCCAACAAGUAAGGUCCUAAUUUACAGAAUUCGGAGAAAGCUUGACGUAAGAUUUGCAUCAAGAUAGAACUGUCUUACGGAGUUUCAGCCACAGCCUUAAAACAAUGAAACGAUUUUUAACCAUUGGGCCCUGUAAGAUUUUCCUCUGACCACCCUGAGAUAGUGUAAGUGCACUUUUAAAUCUCAAGGCCACAAUCAUCUUCGUUGAGAUAAAAAGCACCAAAGAAUGGGGAUGUUUUCGGCCUGUAAUUCACAGACAAAUCUGAGCUCUUUAGUGGAAUCCAGGAGUACAGGGCCGAUAUCUUUCAGCAAAUUGCUUUUAGGAGAAGCUAUGAAGUGGAACGUAUGCUAAAAACUCCAUGGAAGCUCGUUCUGUUCUCUCGAGAAACUUCAUAUUGUAGCCUCGACAAGCAUCUUUCGAUGCGCUCACUGAGCGUCGUUUUUGUGGGUGCUUAGUUCAUGGGAAGUAGGUCAAUGCUUAGAGAGAAGCAAACUAGUUGAUUGUGUUAUAGGCGGUUUCGAGGGUUACGUGCUUGAGUGAAAUGCCUCCUUCGGGCAAUUUUUGAUCUAUAAACACGUUUGCAGUGGGGUCGGAGGUGUUCGUGCCUUGUUUGUCUAGCCGUCGAUUUAGAUUUCCCCUGUUGCUCUCGUAAACGAUAAUUCUGAACAUGCGGCCGCAUCUCCAAGAAGCGUAUGCAACAGGCAUCCACACAGAUGCUAUUUAGCAUUUUGAAUUGACACAUCAAAGGAGAAGCGGUAACACAACAGUGCAGUUGCUACCAUGCUUCAUUUCCUUGGACUGUGUCCGACCCCCUGGGCUUUUGUGAUUAUGAUUAAGGCAUCCAUCGCGAAUUUUUUCCGCCAUGUUUUGCAACCUACUUCACAUCUUUGUUUAAUGACGAACUGAUCCUCAUAAUCUGAAUUGGUCAAAGAAGGUUACCAGGGUAUUUGGUCACGCGAUCGCUCGCACCCAGUUCCUAAAAGUUUUAAUAGUGCUGUUUGAUGGAGCUCUUGUGCCGCAGUUGCAUUUUUACAAGCCAACAGAACUUGUUAUCUUCAGGCACAAAAACACUAUGUUUGCGAUAGGCAUGGCAGUGGAAUAGAGAAAACCAAAAAUUAUAACGAAAAUACGCGGAACGUUACCGUGUUACAUUGCCUUCAAAUCCUUAACGCAGGUACUUGUAGCUGCGUUUUUGUGCUGCAAAAUUUAUUGGUAGUCAAUCGCUACAUCGGUACAGUCGACUACUCCGCUCCUUGGCAGGGAUUAAAUAAUCAGAGGCUAUCGGUUGCUCAUUACUUGCAAAACUUCGGCUUAACUGACAAUUUUCGUUAGACGUUUAGGUGGACAUAAUGAGUCUAUUAUCUGUUGAUUUUACGCUCCCUCAACAUACAGUGUGUGCACGACCGUGCCAAAUCAAGUCCUUAAUGAUGUCUAGUGACAGCUUUAGAUAAGUACGCAACAACCAGAGACCAGCGGUCGUCAGACUGGUGAUUGCAGUAUCAUAGUUCAACGCAAUUACUCCCGGUGGAACCCACUUUGUUUGAACAGCCAAAAGGUCAGAAAAUUAAGCGUGCCUGGCGGGUGUAGCACUUCACCAACUGUCAUCGUUCCCCCUUCGAUGAGACCUGCACUUUUGCAUGGUUAGUUCUUAUAGUGUUUAUUAACCAAAUGCCAUGGUCCGAAAACAAUUCACCGUUUCUGCUUUAGCUGGACGCUCGGUUUGCUAUUGGGCAGAAAGUGGCGGCUCUCGAGGCCCUUGACCUCCUCAGGUUCAGCCGUAUCUCGCUAACCACGGUUCUCUAAUCGUCCAAAAGCCAUGCUUAACUUAAUUAGCAGCACAAUUCGUGGGGCGGUCAGGAGGGGAUGAACUCCUGUAACUCGUGGAUUCAGAGGUGGAUGUUUCUAACCGCCCCUCUAACACACCACUAAGGUUCCGAGAUUUUGUUGGACGGCGGGCAGUAUCCGCCGUAGUGUCUUUGCCUUAUGUAACCUUUUUGUGGGUAACCAGUUUGCUAGAUAACUAACCAAUCACACUUCUAGGCACUACAGCUGCAUGGUCUUCUUUUUUAGCCUGCUCAUCUUGCAGCUAGUUUUAGCUGAAGCCAGUUCCACUAUCCACCACGCGUGGUCGCUCGCAGCUAGGCCUGCAGGCUGUCCUCGUCCUGUCGAGUACCUAUUGUAUCGGGUUCGUGUUUCGGUUGUCGAUCGCGGUGGCACCUUUGUGUUCAACCGUCCAAUUGGAACUCACAUUUAGAGCCGUGGUGUCCUAUAUCCGAAUUGUGUUGCUGAUCCCUGUUCUUAUUUGGGCUCACCAGUUGUUCAGAAUUUUGAUUGUUUAUGUGCUGAUAGUUAGAUGCCGUUAUAAGGUUGCAUGGCGUACCGAAUCACUGAUCCUGAUACACUGGCAGCUAACAAUGCUCCAUUACCGAGUAAGGGAAGACCGGUCCAGGAAAUCAGCCGAGAAGGUAUGUCAUCUUCCAUUUGGGCUCUUUUAACUUGCACUUUUCAUCAAUGUCCUUUUUGUAUCGGCCCAACUUGGUGUUAGCGAUACCUUGCGAGAAAAAUAUUCAUUCUGUAGGGGACGAGUCCACUCGUGAUAAGAACUGAGAUUCGAGAAUGAUAUAACGCGAUUACUAGGUAUACUUUCAAACAAAAAAACAUAGCUAUUCACUUGCGGUUCGACGGUUAGUCACUCUGGAUCCAGUUUGCCAGCAAGGAUGAUAUACACCAGACAUGCACACGUGGCGAUCUGCGGCAGCGAAUCUUGUAAGCGUAACCGCCGUUUCCAAUAAAGACAGAAUACGGAGAGCUCGGUAACCACCUCGAGCUCUUGACUGAUCGUGUCCCGCUAGACUUCAGACGGCCUCUUCCGCCCCCUUUGGUACGUCAAUGAAUCUAGGGCAUCAGCACCCAUCGGAGCCUGGCACCAAAACGUUCAGGCCGUCCUUUUGUGGCUAGAGUUAUCUCGUACCAAGUGUUGGCUCAUCUGUGUACCUUACUCGGAUCUUCGGUUCACUGCCAUGCAUUGAGACAUGUUGCGAUUAACAGUCCUAAACGAAUGACCGUUACGUGCUAGUCAUUAUAUUAAAGAAAGUAUAAUCAAGCAUCUAUAGGCACCUUCAAAAUCUGAAAAAUGUAAAUAGCAUCUCUGCCAUUCAUGUCCCCAUGAUCGACCUCCAUUAUGCUUGAUUCAACCGAAUGCUGGGAGUUAGGACAGAUUACCCUGCGACAUUGCCGGACAAAGUUAAGCCAGCAGAGUUUACGCCGUUAAGCUUCCACCUUGUCCGUCCACGUCUUUGGUUAGCUGCCCAGAAGUCGCCAGCCAGGGUGGGAAGAGAUCUCGGACUUCAUUUUCAAGUUGGUACACCUCAUAGCUGAGACAUCUUAGUCAGCACAGCGCAACCCUUGUUUCCCUGACCGAAUAUUUUUUCCCAAACGCAGCCGCCACGACUGUUCAGAAAGUAGAGCGCAGAAAACUCAUCACAGCCGUACUAACAAACCUCUCAGUGUUUACAUUACUGUUGAGGUGUCUGCGUCCUGGGCGCAUCGGAAUUCCUUUUCGUGCCAUUCCCACCCUUUUCAACGAAAGUUCACACUGGGACACGCUUGUUUCUUGUCGGCACCGGGGCGCCGGGACCAGGCAUGAUCACAGCUGUAUUAAGCACAAGUUCGGUACCAACUGGCCCUGCCAUAUCUGUAUCUGAUUGUUCAUUCGAAUUAACAGCAAAAAGUUGCGGGCGGUGCACACUCCAGAAGGGCAAGCUUAGAAGACCGGCUUUUGCCGUGUUUACAAAUCUGCUUUUUUGUUCUCGUUUACCUGUCUUAGUAACUUAACGCCUGUUAGGCGGUGUUAGAGCAGUCGAGGACGGUCUGCUGAAAUCCGGGUGCAUGCUCAGUGCCGUAACAAUCACGAAAAUCCGCUAGCCGAGUCCAGCUAGUGGCGUAGUUAAAAAGGCUCAGUAAGAAGUGUUUAUUUCAAUUACUGCUGCGCGCAGUAAACGUUUUGUGGCGGACAGCGAUUCUUUGCUAGUCCACCGCCUGACCGUAUUAUUCGCCAGAUACAUCUGACGAACGAAAUUAAACGCAGCGGCGGAGUCAGUAAAGCAGACCGUUGUUGACUGACAGUUGUUGUGAUGCAAUUCAACAAGGCGACCCAGCGCAUUCUCGUCUAGCUGGGCAACCAUUUUCGUCGAAUUCCUCUUGUACUAUGGAACACAUCAAACGAUAGCAAGUGUUGCAGCAUCGCUGGAAGAACGCUUGCGUCUAGUUUUGUCGAAAAAACUCAGUCAUCAAUUACUACUUAGUCCCGCUCACAUAGGUCGUAGAGCCUGGGUUGCGUACACUGCCAUGCUUAACUGCGGUCCCAUCAGUCGAUUAACAGUUGGUCGGCAUGCGGGGAAAAAUUUCGAACGAGAACAAAAUAAGGCCAUCAUUCAGUGCGCAUGUUUUAUGUCAGUUUUAAGUUUCAUUUCGUAGUGAAGUACUUCAAACCGGUAUUUCGUGUGAAAUGGUAAAUCACAUUUGAAAACGUUCGUUACCGAAAUGUGAGCCGCGUCUUCUAAAUAUCCUCGCAUUUUAGUCUAGAGGAGAACACUCCCAUAUAAUAUACUACUUUGGAUUCACAAAGCCUAGCAAGUGAAGCCACAUGCCGCAAUGAAGACCACCAACUGUCCUGCUUCUCUCAACAACAUGGAUUUAACAAAAACAGUACUUUGAGAGUGAUCUCCCGCUAAAUAGCUCGGCCGUGCUUGCCUGCAUAUCCUGGUGUCUUCCACCGACUGACAUUUUGUCUGGUUUUUUUUUCUAACUGGACCAUCGGAUUUUAAUGCUUCGCCCCCUACAGCUUGGCCACCUACUGAAUAACUAGGACACACUAAUCCGAAUGACAACAACUAGUUAAGAUGUUAGCUUAACGCCACACGCAGUGUAGUGUCGCUUGUGACAGCAGGGUUCGUAUAGAUCUGAAAUGGUAUGCACUUCUCAGGUCCAGUUAGCUUGGAGACAGUCUGUUUCUUGGUUAAUGUUAUACCUCUGGUGUCUUUUUUGUUCUGUCUUUCAGAAUUUCUAGUGUGAAUGAGCGGACCAGAAUUCAAGAGCGCAUUGUCAACUGACCGGUCAGUAGGUCUGACGAUUCGAGCCUGCAAAUACAGUCAGAUUUCAGUGUAAAAUACCUCGCUUAUAUACAACCAGGAAAUGAUUGCCGAGUACCUUACCCCUGUCUAUCCAGUUCUAACCUUGUACACUGACGACCUUGGGCGUAUUUCCCCUUAGCAGGGGUGUUCACAACACCGUUAAAACGCACGUGCGUUGUCAGAUUUUCUCGUGAGCCCUCUUUAGUGACAAUCAAUGGAACGAGCGAGGAAGCCGGGAACGCUCUUCCGGCAACCUUUGUAUGAACUUCCUCCUUAGAAGCAAUGGUGGGUAGACGGAACCAUAGAUGCAGCUUGUGCUAUCACACGUUAUUUGCCUCAAAAGAGUGCGCUGGGUUUGGACUCGACUCUGGUCGUUUAAAUAUAUUCUAUUUCAAACUCACAACCAAACACCAUACAAUUUACCAGCCACAGCCGGCAAUGAAAAUAGGUGACGAAUGUGCAACACGGUAGUGAUUAAUUGCACCACAUUUUCCGGGCUCGUGCAGAACAUCUUUUGUGGGCCAUGCCCAAGACAUAAAGUAAAUGUUCAAACAUGCCGCUAAAAUGGACUGCAGCAUUGCAUUUGAGCAGACAGGUUUAUGAAACUUGUCAGCCACCGCCAAAACCUCAUCUCAAGUCUGCUUAACUCGGAGUUACCAUUCGUACAUGAUUGUGGUUGUGAGGAGAGCGAGGGCGGUUUGACACCGACCCAGUGGACACCCUGUAUUAGCAUCUGACACUGGCAGUUAUGACUCAAAGAACUGUCAAACGCUGGAUUAACUGUCCUACAGAGGUUCCGACUGCCUAUGUGAGAUCGGGGAGUAAGGCUUGGUUCGUGCGUGACAUGUACAGACCUGGAUUCAGCCCCUAUGCUAAUGCCGAGCAUCAAUUUUCUCUGUCUUUUAUGGUAUUUGAGAAGGGGGAUGGAGUAGAUUCUGCGAGGGCGAAUUCGCUCCAGUCACCGCUGCGCCCUCAGCAGAUUGGUUUUAUUGGUUAUGGAUAGGCUGCUCUCUCUUUCCAUCAGGUUCGGUUUUUAUGCCCAUUUUCUCAGAAACUACUGUACAUAUGUGCCCGAUUGCGUCAGUGGCGGCAGCAUUCGCCUGGCCCACUCACCGAUGACGUUUUCCGCAUUCAUCGCUGUAAAACUUUGCAUUUUUAUACUUUUCUGGAUAUUAGUAGGAAGCUCACGGACGAGAGCCCUCUUUCCCAAAUAAAGUGAACUGAAGUGACUAAUACUGGUUUUCGACAAAGUGGGUCCUCUCAAUCGUGUUAGCAGCAGCACCAUAUUCCCACAUCCCGUCCUGUUGGUCUCAAAAACACCUCCAGAACUAGCAUGAUGUUUCCUGUCCUCAUUGUGCUAGUUGGCGUCGAAAUUGUGUCAUUUUACACCAGAACUGCCAGCAUUUAAGUUGAAUCUCCUCGGCCUUAAUUUGGUCUCUCUCACUCUGGAACCUCUCCCGUGCGGCUUGGCACGCGCAUUGUUAAUAAUCACGGUUGGAUAACUGAAUACGCAUACAGGACUUGUACCCUCGAAAAUACUCUUAAGCCGAUGCUGUAUUACUACCUCACCUUUUAUUUGCCAGCCUCAAAUUCGAAACUGUUCGCUAGCAUUUAUUCCAGCCAAAAGCAUGGACUGUGUUCACCCUUAUCCGUGCGUGCUUUGCAUGCGGGAACGUGUGCGGUUUGUUUGUUCUUGCAAAUGGUUUUCAGUUAACUAUAUGUUGCUUACCGUUGGGUUGACAAAGAGAUCAUUAUAGAUGGUGAUGCUGUAGCCUACGUUUGCGACACUAAAGCAUACCUCUUCCCGUAGUAAAUCUUAAGUCUCAGGAGAAUCCCGUCUUGGUGUUUUCUGUUUUGUAUGAUUAAGGGCAGUUCUUGUCAAGGUGAUUGAAGUUGUGUAUCUCCGGAUUCUGGUUUGAACGUUUAAUAAAAUGCGAAACUUGAGCCACACAAACUGGUGAUUAGUGCUAACAGACUGCUACUUUGCAGUACAUUGCGCCUAGAUUUCAUUUUUUUACCUGCAUCCGUUUUCAGCCUGCUUGUGUCCCAUAAGCCUCAGAACUCAUCGAAAUCCCCAUUACCUCUAUUUUUAUGAAGAAGUCUUUAGAAUAAAUGCCACUUUGGACUUGUUUUACCCACUUGGCCUGACUGUCCGACUAAAAGGGCGGUAGCCUAGCCCCAUUGCAUUGUGUCGGCACUCACUCUAAGUUUGUUGUGGGUUGCCAAUUUAUUAACUUCCAAAUCUUAAGGCUAUUAACAGUAUUUUGUAGCCUGCUCUCAGCAGCCUUACAUUGAGGCAUUUUUUAAGUGAUCACUGAUCACAGUCAUCCCAUUGUUCCUAUUUGCCUGGCGAAACAAAGGUCAGGGCUAACUGUUCAAUCUCGCUAGCGUGCCUUUGGUAUCAGUUUUACCCUGUGUUGGGCUGAGAGAAGCAUCUACUGGCCACCGCUUUCCCAACUUCAUUUGUUUGUAUUUGAAUAAACUCGCAAUUUACACGUUUGGUGUGUAUAUGGUCACUAUGGACUUUAUAACUGCGCUGUCGUAACUUUGACUCCUUCGCCAUAGGCGAGCCCUACUUCACACUCAAAAAUUCCUGCCUCAAAUCGCAGAAUUCCGUGGGACUGUGUAUUUAAAACGGAACCCCACUCCCAAAGCCUUGAUAGCCAGCCAUACCUGACUGUAGAAUUGAGGUAUCAGGAACUUGUCAGUUGCAACAGGUUCUCCACACCCCUCUUGGUCGCCUGUCGGCGAUGUCCAUUUUCAUUUAUACGCUUAAGUAUAAAGACUCCUGGGUCGAACCUCCCGACCUCUUUUUCAAUCCGCUCCGUUUCUCGAUACCUGGAUGGCCUUGCCAUGGCGUUGAACUUGCACACUUCCUGAUCUUCACCGUCUUGUCUCCUCUAGCCUCCGAAGCUAACGAGCUAUCCGCAGACACUGACACAAUCAAUGAGAACAAUGGGUAAGAAACCACCCACUGGUGUCAUCUUCAGUAUUUUUCAAUUCUGGUUUGGCUUUUAUUGCGCCGCCAGCCUUUCAAUUGUCUAAGACCCUAGGUGUGACGCGCAGCACCCAUUUUUGUAGCCAAUUAUCCCCUCCUCCCAUGGGACCCCGUACGUUUGCGGGCAAUAACUCAUUGAGGUAUUCUCCAUAGGUGAAUAGAUAGUCUUGGCAGUCGACUCCAUGGACUGCCUUGGUCUUCAUCGAUUGUUGCAUGGACAACCUUUUUACGUUCAGAUGGUAGUCAGCGAACUGUUUCAUCGCAAAUGAAAAGUAGGACAUUGCUCCGGUCAAUGCUUAUACUGUUUGUUUGCUGGCAGACACGCUUCCCUCUUCAAACUCACCACAGGCCUCACUAAUCUGUUUUUAUGCAAGCGGCACCUUGUUGCGCUCCUCUAGCGGAGGCACUGGCGUUGUCCAUAGGAUCAAUCCAUCGUUUACGAUGUUGCUUCGGUUUUUUAAAGUCACUUCGGCCUCUACUUUCGUCCGAUGGGGUGGCCUCUGUAGUUAUGCCAGCAAGCGUCGGCUACUGUACAUCGCUUGUCUGCGCAGGUUCACUUCACACAGCAUUUCUGUUAGCUGUCUUCACAUUGACGUUUUUUACCCAACUCUAUUGACAGAAGCGUGCCGCCAGAAACCCAAGACUAACCUUGCUGAUUGCGUCCCCAGAAUGAAUUCCAAAAUUCAAAAGAGUGAAUGGGCAAAAUCACUGAUUGUUUAGACUGUUUUGAUCACAUCGCCGUGUCUUGAAACACUUGGCUACGUUUUCAUUCUUCAUCUAGCCACCUUUCCUGAAAACAGUUUUAAUGGAUGUUGCUGUCCCGCAAAUUAAGGCUUGGCCACCCAUAUUUCUUGUUUUUUGCUGUUCAUCUCGUCCUUUUGUCUCACACGCUGUAUGAGAUAGUCCUAUUUUGUAGCUUCAAAUAUCAAGUUACAUUCCCCCCAUUGAUUAGCCAUUUCCACGGAAAUGACUCAUAUCAGUUCUGUCCGCUGAGGUCGCCCUCGACCACACCCCUUGGCACGCCAUGCGGCAAUUCCCGCGGCUAGUUAAGUAUAGGUCUUAAAUCCAUAGUUCGAUCCAUUUUCACGAGACGGUUCGUGAUACUCCGUCUGGGUUCUUUUACGAUUUAUAUGGUAAUACCUCGUUGGCCUAGAUGAUAGCUGUUGCCAUGAUUGUCUUGCCUAUUUUCGAAGGCAGUACUAGAUGUUGAGGAUGUUCGCACAUCGAUUUUAGAUCCUGUCGGUGAGGAGUUCAUCAUCUGGCAAAUUGCUGUCUAAACAUACUCUCUGUGUUUGACAUAGUUAGACCCAGAACACCUGACGUUUCCGUUUCAUUGGUCUUUCGCCAUAAGCUUCUCGUCCAUAGUGGUCAAUCCUCUUCUGGGGUGCAGCGGUCUGAGCGAGAUAUUUUGCGCUGAAUGUCCCCUUCUAGGAUUCCAAACCACAGUCCCCAAUCUAUGUUAAUGUCUCACCUCUCUCCCCUCUGACAAAACAGACAUGAUAUGGAGGCGGCAAAGCGAGCACGAAAUGAGGAGAACAUCAACGAUACCACUGUUAAGGUUAAAACCGAGACAAGUGUAGGCACAAACUCCUCGCCAGCGGCGGCGGCGGGGGCGGCAACGACUACUGAACCCGUGAACAAGCAAAAAGAGGAUACAGCCACUAAACUCGCUACACCGACGUCCUCUACAGUCUCUACAAACAGGGGCGAUAGUACAGGCAGCUCCGGAAGGGGUGGACAGACCAGUGGGAAUCGCUACAACCCCAGGAAUCGAGGAUACAGAAAUCAACAGCAGCAACACAAUCGAAACCAGCAGAUGCAAGUAAGUCGACGAGGCACUGCGGGGCGCUCCCGACUACGCUUGCGGAAGGUCACUGAUUAAUAAUGUGUCCGUUUUGAGUGAACUCAGACGCUCUUGACAUCUCAGCCUAGAUUUCCCCGAGUAUGACUGCAAGACUACCGCUAGCGGUAAUUCUCGCAGAAACUGGUACUUUGCGAGUUCCAUGCGUCCCCACGGUGCUUGGUUCCACUGGUAUCCUUGACCGUUUGAAUUUAUUACUCAUGAAAUGCCCCCGCGAGCAAUCAUGACCUAUGUCUUAUUUCCCGAUGUUUAUGCUAUCUUAUCGCCUCAUUGCAGUGUGCUCACUGUUGAGACGUCGCAACGCCUUGCAGUUGCUACUUAAAAUAAUCACAUAAAUAUUCAAUUUGUAAAGCUACUCGGCGCAAAAUCUGAUGAAGCAGGCUGCAGUGGGAUCGAGUAAUUGGCUGAAAGUGACUCUUCCAUACCUUUGACGCCAAUUCAUUAGGCUCUAUCGUUUUGUCAGGGUUCUCUGUCUGCGUAGCCUCCCCUCACCAUCAGUCCGGACCACACAUCAGCUCCUAGCAAAUUUCAUCGUCCCCUACGUGUUCAGCUUUUUUGCAUAUUUAAGAAACGCCUUGUUUGUUGAGACACCAACAUCUUUUUCGGCCUUUUCAUGGAUUGCCCCUAUUCAUCUUAAGUAUCACCGUCUCAACCCUCCCCACUCCGGGUCAUCGUGUCCUCAUCAUUAGCCAGUCUCAACCUCUGUCACCAAGUUUCGAAGUGGGUCUUAAUAUAAACCUCGUGACCGUCGGUAGUACACAAUCGAAGCCCUCUGAAGUUAUUUCCUCCCCCAUUUUGUCCAGGCUGCUGUAGGUGUAGAUCGGACCUCAGCCUUUGCUGUUUACCAUGUCUAGGUUUCUCGAGAAAACUAACGCACUGCCAACCGCAGCUGGUCGUUAUCAAAACGUUUCCUUGGUUUGAUACCGUGCGGCCAAAUCAGUCUUGUCUCUGGCCAGGUUUAACGAGUUCCUAUAUUAAAUAGGAUUUCUCGAUUUUUUUCAGCGUUUCGAUGGUAAUACACCAGUAAGACAACAGCAAGGCGCCCGCCUGUCUCCGUCUCGCCGACGCGGAACUGACAAUGUGAGUUCAUAUUGUGUGGCAUGUAGGGGUUACUUGGGAGGAAACUGUAGUUAUCCUACACAAAUAACAAUCCAAGAAGACUCCACUGCGCCACUUUAUUGAACAGAUGUCCGAAGAUGUGGGUCUGACUUUUUCCCUGUUGUGUCCGUCCGGGUGAAGAGAGAUUGCGGUCCACGAAAUAUCAGUCAAGGGCACAUUUGCGUCGGGAAGUCGGUUAGGAAUGUCAGUCAACGCCCAGGUUUGGUCCCGGUUAUUCGCUGUUUGCUGACUGGGCUAAAGUUGAGCUGCCACUGAGAAACAGUCCACGGUGAAAUUUUCUUAGGGGCAUGAUAACACGUUGAGUGGCCAGAGAGGAUCCUCCGAGAUGGUUGUGGAACUAACGUUGAAAAAGCCGUCCGGUCGAUAGUUCUUGAGCUUUUAUGUUUCACACACUUUUAGAUGGGUUGGGAAAGUUGUUUUGGGAAGAUUCGAAGUACCCCCUAGUACCUACUUUGAUAGUUUUGUAAGGCCGUUGAGAAGGCGUGCGUAUUUCAACCCGACGUCCUAACGCAUUGUGAAACCUGGGUAAGCUGUUAAAGUUAUGCUUUCCGAAGUCUGAAGUUCACAUCAGUUUAAAUGGUACUUGUCAAUCGGCCGAAUUAGUCAGAAUACUUUAGUGUCUUGGUUAUCACUACGAAGAAGCACGUGAGGAUUAAUCAGGAUAAACGACGGUGAUUGUCAAAUCCUUGACUCAGCAGUCGGGUCAUUAUAAUGUGUGUGGAUUUCCACCGAGGUACCGAUUGCCUGGCCCGAAGUGUUCGCACGAUAUCGGGACAAAUUUUUCCGAUAAAUUAAAUAACUUGUAGAAAAGUGGCAAAGACGCUUACCCUUUUUCCGGGACUUAGUUAUGUUCGUUAAGACCAGGCCACCUGACUCUUUCAUGCCGUUUCCCGUUUCUGUGGUUGUGUCAUAAGUAUCGGUGGACGCUCCACGUCAGUUUUUCCUGGCUGUAUAUUUUUGCUGAUGAACGGACUUCAGGGGAUUUUUUCUGAUGACGGCGUGCUUUGUAGUGUUCAGACGGAUAAGGGCGUUGCGGAGGAUGUUUUGGUGUGCUUAUUCUCCCGUUGAUAGUGCCUAAGUCCUCCCAAAGUGUGUUGCUGACAGUGUCCGGUCGGCCCCUCCUUUUGGCUUGUGAUGUUCAUUUUCCCCGUCACUUUCGUCUAGCUGAUGCCUCAAUCUUCGUCAUUAUUUCUUUAACUCCAAAUCCAUUCACAUCAUCCUGCUUCUUAUGACAGCUUUCACUACUGUGCGCACGCGUUAAACCAUUUGAAGUUAAGUGAUUGUCAGAGCUUCAUCGCAUCGCUUGAUCGCAUUGACGUGUAUGUCUGAUGCAAAAAGUUGACUGUGUACCGGACUUUCAUGGGAUUCAUUUCCGACGAACACUUAUUAUUAUGGUGCCUCGUAUUGUAUAAGUUCGUUCAAGAGAAGCUUUAUUCUGUUUGUCUCGCACAUUAGCAGCGUGAGAUUUCUCCGCCUCGUCGUCAAAGCGGGGGCGCCUUGCGCUCGGGCAUGCAUCAGGAAAGCCAGCUUCAGAUGGCCGCCCGCCUACUGAGUCCCGGCCUGGCAAUGCGCCAGGGCGGCCAGUCGCUAGCCAAUUCUAUGACCCUCAUCGGUGGCGGCGGUGGCCAGUCAAGCCCCGGAAACGCCUUCCGGAUGCCCUUGCCACAACGCCUCAGCGGCAGUGGUCAGCAGGGCCAAUCCCCUAAUCAGAUGAUGUCCGCCCAGUUGGGCGGCGGCGGCUUUGGUGGCAUGUCCCAGCAGCAAUCCUUCGGCAGUAGUGGUGGUGGAAAUGGUGGUGGUAACAGCGCAUGGCCCAUGCUCUCAAGUGCAGCAGCUCAGGGCCUGCGACUGGCUGGACUUCAACACCCGCAACAACAACAAUGCAGGUAAGAUCCUGUGUGACCCAUCUUGGUUGGUCUCUGUGCGUGUGUCUGACUGUUGAUUUUGUUAUUUACCGUUUAUCUUUGUAGAAUGUGUGGAGCACAGAAUCCCAUGAAUAUUAUGUUCUGCAGGAAUUGUCGAUCACCGAACCGUUGA
Molecule: messenger RNA, 18459 nt
Organism: Spirometra erinaceieuropaei
Lineage: Eukaryota; Metazoa; Platyhelminthes; Cestoda; Diphyllobothriidea; Diphyllobothriidae
Source: the annotation of a GenBank genome assembly